This is a messenger RNA of Scylla paramamosain (green mud crab), 2884 nucleotides long. RefSeq names its product cyclin-J-like (gene CycJ). The transcript is spliced from 6 exons. Lineage: Eukaryota; Metazoa; Arthropoda; Malacostraca; Decapoda; Portunidae. Gene Ontology annotation, biological process: mitotic cell cycle phase transition; regulation of cyclin-dependent protein serine/threonine kinase activity. Gene Ontology annotation, molecular function: cyclin-dependent protein serine/threonine kinase regulator activity. The record is from RefSeq and is a predicted model, not a curated record. The coding region runs from base 529 to 1188 and encodes 219 amino acids. Gene Ontology annotation, cellular component: cytoplasm; cyclin-dependent protein kinase holoenzyme complex; nucleus.
UGCAUUACAAUUAUACAGGUCUUCUUUUUCUUUCCUUUGAUGUGGGAGUUUGAAUUAAUUAGAUGAUAGAAAAUGGCGCUACAGGUGGCUUUCUUUAUAUUAGUAAGACAUACCUUCCUUGAAACAGAUGUACAAAUUCAAAAUUUACCGCCUGGCGGAGCGUGGCAGACUGCGUGGAUAGAAAUAAUGUUCUUGACGGGAAUUACGCAUGUAUUUGAGAGACGACAGAGACACACUGUUAUCUCAUUCGUAUUUCCCGAUAAUAUUUGCUGUAGAUAUCAUUAUUCAGGAGAAUAAUGAUAUCUACAGGAUAUUCAGGAGAAUUGCCACCGAGUUAUAAAUGAGCGCGUCCCGAAGCAUUGGCGCGCAGCUCACGCAGGUGUCGAGAGGCAAAGUGCCGACAGCUGAGUUGAGCGACAGCAGUACUGCCUCCAGAGCCACUGUGAGGGUAGUGUGUUUGCUGCUGAGGAACCUCCUCCACUGGGCCUGCUUGUGAUGUGAGAACACGCCGAACUUAAAGGCCACAAAAUGACCACAAACAAAACCUGGAUGACGGAUUACCCAGAGGAGGUGCUGGCCUGGAUGCGACAGAGAGAGGCAAAACACCUAAAUUAUAAUGGAAAGUCUCCUCAGUUGGCUUCAAGAGGAGAGUUGGUGGACCUUAUAUGCAUGGUGACGGAACAUCUGAAGCUGAGUGUUGCCACCACACAUCUGGCAGUGCAUCUCCUGGACCGGUUCAUGGAUUCUCACUUCAUUUUGGAAAACCAGUUGAAGCUCACAGCCCUCACAGUCAUCAUGUUGGCAGCAAAAUUUGAAGAGAAGGAUGUGAAUGUACCAGGAUAUCCAGCUUUGAAUGCCUUGGUAGAAAAGCAGUACACUGUAUCUUUCUUCAAUAUGAUGGAAAAAUUCAUAUUAAACUUUUUCAAAUGGAAUAUAGACAGAGCGUUUAUGCAGUGGCCGACCUCCCUGGUUGCAGCUGCAUGUGUUGCUUGUGGUCGGCUCUCAAGCAACUUUGAACCUAUCUGGUCAGCCACCCUGGAGACCACCACUGGCUACACCAUCCAGUCUCUUUCACAAAUAAUGGACCUUUUCCUGAGGAUGUAUAGAAGUGAGAAGAAAAAUAGUACUUGUAGCACCCCAGAGUCUGGAUAUGGCAGUCGGUGCCCCAGCUUACAAGGGUCUCCGUAGCUAUUGGGAUAAAAAACUAUAUGUACGUAUGUCUUCAAUUCACUGGUGGCUCUGUGAAGUGGAGUUGAUGUGCUGCUAGUCAUGCUUCUGCUGUGGAAAUGAUUGAAUUUUCUGAGGCUUGAAAUGUUUAUUUACUUUGUAAGAAGGCUGUGUGGUGCUUUUUGUGUAGCUUUGUAAAUACUGUAAAUUUUAGGAGAGUAAGAAGAAAAAAGCUGCAAUAAUUAAGGCAGGAAAGUGUCUUUCUCAAGUUAUUAUGAAUGGAAUUCUAAAAAAUUUGUAGUGACACUCACAAGAGAUCUUAUGGAAAUGGUUGAACAUUUGUUUAGCUAAGAAUUUUCAGUUGUUUUAUGAUAUACAAGUUUAUACUAUUGAAAAUGGCUCAGGGAGUUAAUUUUGUGUGUGGGAUACAGCAAGACACAGAAGGAGGAGAAGCAUGGAAAUUCUUGUACCAUUUCUUUAGGUCUAUCUGGAAUAUCUUAAUUUUGUUCAUUUUAUGAGUUAAUAAGGAGAUCUAUACUUCUUUAUUAUUCCCUGAGAUUUGUAAGCUUAAAUGUUACUGACUUCUUAUACUACAGUUUGAGAAUCCUGUACUCAAAACUUCAAAAUCCAGAAACUUUUUGAUACAUUCAAGUUCUUAAGUGCUGAUGUGAUGCAGCACACCUGUGAGAUUUGGAAUUUUACAAUUUAUUGCAAGGUUGCCUUUCUUUUGAUAUUUCCAUUAGUAAAAUGUAAUGUAGUUCCAAUACUCGAUGAUCCAGUUAUCUUUUAGAAGCCAUGAUAAUUUUUCUGUGUAAGUCUCCCUACCUUAUGAAUGUGAAAUAGACAUGCUAUGGGGUGGAACCAAAUAUUAUGGUGAAGUGUUUGCCAAGAAUGCUCUGUGGUAUUGCCUUGCACCACACUCUUAUACCUAUACUUUCUGCCAAGUAAAGCAAAAGAUAAAAAAGAAGAAGAAAAAACAUAAGUUGUCAUAAAGUGGAUCACAUUUAUCAUAGCUGUCUAGUUUUCCAAAAAAAUAUUUUAGUUUUCAAGUAUUGAUGCUAUUUGAUUAUGUUAUUCAUAAUAUAUAUUGUGACAAAAAUUGCCCUUAACAACAGUAUAUAGCAAUAUAGUGAUCAUGGUAAUUCUAACUUCAAUUGACUGCAAGUUCACAUUCCAGGUGUGGUGACAAAACAUGUGUACUUGACUUUUGCCUUACUUGCAGUAUAGAAUAGCCAUUGAUGCUGUGAAUAAAUGCAUGUGAAGAAGUUGGGGGCUUGAUAAGAAAUGAUGAUACAAUAGCUGUCUUGUCACCAGUUUAUCUGCUCAAUACCCUCCUUCUCUUGCCACCAUUUCCUGUGCUGGCUAGCUCUGCUGUAAGAUUGGCAGUGAAGUGAGCAUUUUCCUACUCCCACUAUCAUGCAUAAUGCAAUAUUUGCUCUUGUGAAAUUAUUAUCACAGUUAGUAAUCCAAGGGGCAGGGUGUGAGCAGAGGUACAGUAUGAUCGUGGUAACUUGCAUAUGCCUUGAGGAAGGACAGGUACAAGAGAGAUACAGUGGAAGAUGGGGAUUUCGACCAUACUGUGGGGGAUGUAAUUAGCAGUGCUUCCUCUGCUUUAUCAUAAAUGCCAUUGCAUCAUAUUUGUAUAACAUUCAAGAGGCAUAGUAAGACCAACACUUGAAAAUUAUUGUGUAUUUUUGCAACAAGGAAGUUUGGGUUA